Molecule: messenger RNA, 1080 nt
Organism: Suillus discolor
Lineage: Eukaryota; Fungi; Basidiomycota; Agaricomycetes; Boletales; Suillaceae
Product: pyrimidine 5-nucleotidase
Exons: 6
Coding region: 106-846 (246 amino acids)
Biological process (GO): nucleotide catabolic process; pyrimidine nucleobase metabolic process
Molecular function (GO): nucleotidase activity
Source: RefSeq, a predicted model, not a curated record
UCUACAUUAACGUAGCGGUCUUUGCCACGUCAGCCGGCCCCAGAUUACUUUUAAAGAGGACACAAUCUCAUUCAUAUCACAUUAAUCUUCAUACCCUCACUGACGAUGUCUCCAGAUGGCACACGCAAAGAAGAUCCUAGAACAAUCGUUUGGUUUGACAUCGAUAAUACACUAUAUUCCGCCAGCACCAAGAUUUCCCAAGCCAUGGGUCAGCGCAUCCAUGCAUACUUUGUCACUCUUGGGCUCGAUGAGGACGAAGCCUCCGAGUUGCAUCACUCAUACUACACUCAGUACGGACUGGCACUUCGCGGUCUAACACGUCAUCAUAACAUAGAUCCCAUGGAUUUCGAUCGGAAAUGUGAUGGUACACUUCCUCUCGAUGAUCUCAUUAAACCAGAUCCGGGGCUACGAAAGCUCUUUCAAGAUUUGGACAGAACCAAGGUGCGUGUAUGGGCGUUGACGAAUGCAUACAAAACCCACGCACAACGAGUACUCAAGAUAUUAGACCUAGAAGACCAGAUCGAGGGCCUUGUUUACUGUGAUUACCAGCAAAUCGGCUUUACUUGCAAACCGGAACCAGAUUAUUAUCACAAUGCCAUGAAACAAGCGAAUAUUUCAGAUCCAUCUAAAUGUUACUUCGUCGACGACAGUCAGCUCAAUGUCAGAAGCGCUAAAAAACUUGGCUGGGGUCAUUGUGUACACUUUUGCGAGGCCGGUUUGGAAAUUGUGGAUGGCGGAAAGACGAAGAAACUUGUUCUGGACACCAAUACUAAUGACCCCGAGAGCAUCAGGCAGAUCAGUGAUUUAGAAGAACUCAGGACUCUCUGGCCCGAAAUCUUUGUAUAACAAACUUCUACACGAAACAAUCUAGAGUGCUUGCGGCACGACAGUCACGUUUUCGCAAAUCCGCGAGGGCUCGUCUGUUGCCAUUCUCCAGUUUGGCGUCGAAAGAUAAGACAGAAGGAAAUCAGGGAUCGAUCAAUCAUCAAGGACAUCUUCAACCUGUGGACCUUAAACCCCUCGGUGUCGAUCGAGCAGCGUCUGCAUAUCUGAUAUCAAUGCGAUGUAAUUUUACUGGCU